ACAGUAGUGUCCACCUCCACCAACCACUGCUGCGUUCUCUCUCUCUCUUUUUCUGUCUUUUUUCCAUUACAUUUUCCUCCUCCCCAAACAACAGACGGACCCUCCCGCUUUGGGUUUCCCCAUCCCGCUCUCACUUGUCCCAUCAUUCCUUUCUCCUCCAAUUUUCUCUCCCUGGUAAGAAAUUCAAAUCCCACCUCCUCUUCUCUCUCAAUUUCCCAUCCUUCCCUUCAAUUUUCUCAGUUCACUGCUCUGUAGUCUGUAACACAAACCAGGAUUAGGGUUGUGUGUGUGUGUGUGUUUUUUUUUUUUUUUUUACUUGGAAUGCAAUUUGAUUAGUUCUUGUUUUUUCUGUUUUAGAUUUUUUUUGAUGGUGAAAUUGUAAAGCUAGAGCUUUUCUUGAAAUGAUUUACUCUGUUUCAUUAGGGUGGUUGUUUUGUCUAUAUACCUAGAAACCAAACUUUGAGUAAUUUAGAAGGGUAAUUGAAAUGUCGCCGGAAGGGGCGAAUUUAGGUAGUGAUGGAGCAGAAUACUCGUUUGCCAUGGAGUACCAUGGCCCACCUAUUACCCAUGAUAUUCCCCGAGCUGUUCCUAUCAAAAUGGGGAGGAUUCCGGUGGCUACGGUGGUUGCCCAAGUCCCGUUCUCCGACAAGUUGUCAUUGUUGCCGGUUGUCCAGCCAAUAUCUGCGCCUGAUAUUACUAAAAAGUUUUCAAAAGAGUUAAAACUAAGUUCUGAAUCCACUGUUUCUCCCACAUCUGUGAUAGCCUUUGAGCGGGGAAAUAGUGAGGGUGAUGAAUCAAAAGAAUUAGCUGUAGGAUGUGAAACAAUUGUUUCUCCAACUUCUGUGAUUGCAUUUGAGGAGGGAGUUGCAAAUAAUGGUGAUUUUGCCAUGUCAGGUGAAUUAAGUAGCCCGGGUACUUUAGAUUUCCAAAAUAGGGAUGACGGCUCUGGAGAGUUUUCUGAUGUGAUUCAAAGUUUGACCGGGCUAGCACUGGGCUCUUCAUCUGAUAGUCAUGAACAUUCACAUGAGAUAUUAGGCACCGCAGGAAGCUCAGGGACAUUGGAAUUUUUGGAUAGUUUUGAUAAAACAAGGGAGUUAUCGGGAAGCUCAACUUCACAGAGGGUUUCAAAUGGUUGCAAGGAUAGUUUAGAUCUUAAUGAUUCCAACCAGCUGGAUUGGGUUUCAAGCGAGUCAGUGUUGAGCUUGGAUCAUCCGUCUUCUCGGGUUUCUUCUCCUAGGAUUGAGGAUGGCAACAAUGGACCUGCUUGUGAUGUAAGACGGACUCCGGUUGUAACUUUUCGUGAUGUUGAAUCAGAUGAGGGAGAUUUGGGUGAGGAAUCAAGUCGUUCUGAACCUGAAGUUUACAGAGCAAAAAGAGAACCUGAGGUUAAGGCAAGGAAGGGAGCAUGCUAUCGAUGCUCGAAAGGAAACAAGUUCACUGAAAAGGAAGCCUGUAUUGUUUGUGAUGCUAAGUAUUGUAGUAAUUGUGUGCUCAGAGCAAUGGGGUCUAUGCCGGAAGGAAGAAAGUGUGUUACAUGCAUUGGAUAUCCUAUUGAUGAGUCAAAGAGAGGGACCUUGGGGAAAUGUUCUCGAAUGCUCAAGAGACUGCUCAAUGACUUGGAAAUUCGACAAAUAUUGCAGGCUGAAAAGUUUUGUGAAGUUAAUCAAUUGCCACCAGAGUAUGUUUUUGUGAAUGGUAAGCCUCUCUAUCAAGAGGAGCUGGCUGUAUUGCAGAGUUGCCCAAACCCACCAAAGAAGCUGAAACCAGGACAUUAUUGGUAUGAUAAAGUUUCUGGUCUUUGGGGAAAGGAAGGACAGAAGCCUUGCAAAAUUAUUAGCGCCCAUCUGAAUGUUGGGGGUCCCAUCAAGGCAGAUGCAAGCAAUGGAAACACACAAGUUUUUAUAAAUGGUCGGGAGAUCACAAAAGUAGAGCUACGGAUGUUACAGCUGGCAGGGGUCCAAUGUGCUGGAAACCCACACUUUUGGGUGAACGAGGAUGGUUCAUACCAGGAAGAGGGACAGAAAAAUACAAGAGGGUAUAUCUGGGGUAAGGCUGGUACAAAGCUGGUUUGUGCUGUACUAUCCCUUCCUGUUCCUUCCAAGUCUGCAAAUCCUUGUGGAGAACAAGUGAAUAAUCUGGUUAGCCGAGCUGUGCCUGACUACACUGAGCAGAGAACCCUUCAAAAACUUCUUUUAAUUGGAUACAGUGGGUCUGGGACGAGUACUAUAUUUAAGCAGGCCAAGAUCCUUUAUAAAGAUGUCCCUUUCUCGAAAGAUGAACGUGAGAAUAUCAAAUUACUGAUCCAAAGCAAUGUGUAUGGCUACCUUGGUAUACUCCUUGAGGGCCGUGAGCGUUUUGAGGAUGAAAGUUUGAAUGAAGCAAGGAAAAAUCAGUUUUCUGAUGAAUCUGGUUCCUCAGGGAAUAGUGAUGUGAAUGAUGGCAAAACUAUGUAUUCCAUCUGCCCAAGUUUGAAAGCAUUCUCUGAUUGGUUUCUCAAAGUUAUGGUAUCGGGUAAUUUGGAAGCAAUUUUCCCAGCUGCUACUCGGGAAUAUGCACCAUUAGUUCAGGAGUUGUGGAACAAUUCAGCCAUUCAGGCGACUUACAGCCGGAGAAGUGAGUUGGAAUUGCUACCUAGUGUUGCUAGUUAUUUCUUAAAGCGGGCAGAUGAUAUAUUGAGACUAGACUAUGAACCUUCAGAUGUGGAUAUCAUAUUCGCUGAGGGUGUUACAUCAUCCAAUGGGCUUGCUUGUUUGGAUUUCUCAUUUCCCCAGCCAGCACAUGACAUCGACAUUGACACCGCUGAUCAGCUUGAUUCUCUGCUCAGAUACCAACUAAUUAGAGUGCAAGCCAGAGGGUUUGUGGAGAGCUGCAAGUGGUUAGAAAUGUUUGAAGAUGUUCAAAUAGUCAUUUUCUGUGUUGCCCUGAGUGACUAUGACCAGUACACUAUUGAUGGAGAUGGAACUCUGGUGAAUAAGAUGUUACUAACCAAGAAAUUCUUCGAGACCAUUGUUACUCAUCCAACCUUCGAUCAGAUGGACUUCCUUCUGAUACUCAACAAAUUUGAUCUGUUUGAAGAGAAGAUGGAACGGGUUCCUCUGACACAAUGUGACUGGUUUGAUGAUUUUGAUCCAGUGAUGAGCUGUCAUAGCUCCACCAUCAACAGCAGCAAUAGUCCCUCAUUCAGCCAGCUGGCUUUUCAUUAUAUUGCAGUUAAGUUCAAGAGGCUUUAUUCAUCUCUCACUGAUCGGAAGUUGUAUGUUGCUUCGGUAAAGGGUUUGGAUCCUGAAAGUGUUGAUGAAACUGUUAAAUAUGCAAGUGAGAUUCUGAAGUGGAAUGAAGAGAGACCCAACUUCAGUUUGAGUGAGUACUCAAUUUACAGCACCGAGGCAAGCUCUUUCUCUCAUUGAUGACAACAUCAUACAGACUUGUAAAUGGACUAAUCCUAUUAACAAUCAUCAUUGUUUGUGUACAUAGAAGGGUGUGUAAAUGAACUACAGAAGGGAGGUUUAAUCGUGGGAUAAUGAGCUGCUUUGUUUUUUUUUUUGUGGGUAUUUUCCUGUGUAAACAAGUCAAUUCUUGCGAUAUUUGCUUUUCUAAUGUAAAAUCGUGGAACGAAGAGAGAAAUAUCCGUGUUUUGUGACGGUAUAAAUGCAACUGUAUUAACUUUCCUCCA
Camellia sinensis is the source of this 3673-nucleotide messenger RNA. RefSeq names its product extra-large guanine nucleotide-binding protein 1. Gene Ontology annotation, biological process: G protein-coupled receptor signaling pathway. The record is from RefSeq and is a predicted model, not a curated record. Lineage: Eukaryota; Viridiplantae; Streptophyta; Magnoliopsida; Ericales; Theaceae. Gene Ontology annotation, molecular function: GTPase activity; guanyl nucleotide binding; G-protein beta/gamma-subunit complex binding.